AUGCCGUUCGACUUUAGAGGAAAGAAAGUGUUAGAAACGGGAGCAGGGAAAGGAAUAGGACUUACCUUGGCAAUUGCCCUAAGUCACGAUGGCUGCAAAGUUUAUGCUCUAAGUCGGACUAAGUCUACAUUGGAUGCUUUAGUAGAAGAAUGUCCAGGCAUUAUACCUACUGAAGCCGAUUUAUGUAACUGGGACGAUACAAGAGAAAAGUUAGAAAAACUUGAAGUUUUGGACGGUCUGGUGAAUAAUGCAGGUAUAGACGGCCAUGAUUACACAGCAUUGGAGUGUCCAAAAGAGUUCUUAUGUAAGUUAUUGGAUAACAACCUUCUUAGUGCAAUAAACUGUUCACAAGUGGUUGCUAAGAAAAUGAUAGAAGCCAAAAUUAAAGGGUCAAUAGUCAACAUAUCGAGUAUAGCAGGUUUAGCUUCGUUCCCAAAUGGACUACCUUAUAAUGUGUCAAAAGCUGGAAUGGAUAUGGCAACCAAACAGUUCGCUCUAGAACUCGGACCACAUGGUAUCCGCGUGAAUUCCGUGAACCCGGCACUCGUAAGGACACCAAUGAUGCAAGACCUCAUCGAGAAAGGGUUGCCGAUGGAAAGUUUAUGUAUUGAAAGAUGCCCAAUGGACAGGAUUAUAGAGGUACACGAAGUCGUAGAUCCGAUCCUGUAUCUCCUUAGCGACCACUCAUCCAUGGUGACUAGGCAGACGCACGUAGUUGAUGGCGGUAUUCUUUCUAACAUUACGGUUAAAAUCUAA
Mercenaria mercenaria is the source of this 756-nucleotide messenger RNA. Its product is annotated as L-xylulose reductase-like. The transcript has a single exon. Gene Ontology annotation, molecular function: L-xylulose reductase (NADPH) activity; carbonyl reductase (NADPH) activity. The coding region runs from base 1 to 756 and encodes 251 amino acids. The record is from RefSeq and is a predicted model, not a curated record. Gene Ontology annotation, biological process: glucose metabolic process; xylulose metabolic process. NCBI's taxonomy places the organism in Eukaryota, Metazoa, Mollusca, Bivalvia, Venerida, Veneridae.